Molecule: messenger RNA, 3259 nt
Organism: Lagopus leucura (white-tailed ptarmigan)
Lineage: Eukaryota; Metazoa; Chordata; Aves; Galliformes; Phasianidae
Product: cadherin-related family member 1
Exons: 13
Coding region: 1-2145 (714 amino acids)
Biological process (GO): homophilic cell-cell adhesion
Cellular component (GO): plasma membrane; catenin complex
Molecular function (GO): calcium ion binding; cadherin binding
Source: RefSeq, a predicted model, not a curated record
AUGGCUCUCACCAUUUCUGUUUCGGAGAAAGUGAGGAUCCUUGUAACGGAUGCUAAUGAUGAGAGCCCAGAGUUCAUCAAUACACCUUACAUAGUCCAAGUCCCAGAGAACUCUCCUUCUGGCAGCAGUAUCUUUAAGAUUGAGGCAGUUGACAGAGACACCGGUUCUGGAGGAAGUAUCACCUACUUCUUGCAGGAUGGCGGUGGGAAGCUGAGGGGAGACAACAAAGUGUUCUCAGCCACAACAACUGUCACCAUCAACGUGGAGGAUGUUCAGGACACUCCUCCCAUGUUCAUUGGGACUCCCUACUAUGGAUACGUCUAUGAGGAUACGCUUGCAGGCUCUGAGGUCCUCACUGUUGUUGCACUUGAUGGAGACAGAGGAAAGCCAAACAGCAUUCAUUACUGCAUCGUGAACGGAAGUGAAGGUUCUUUUGAAAUCAGCAACACCACCGGAGCCAUUUCUGUUAUAAAAAGUCCAAAUCAGCUCAAGAAAGAAGUGUAUGAACUAAGAGUUCAGGCAUCAGAAGUCAGCCCAGAAGGGGAUGUCUCAGCAUACGCCUUUGCCAUAGUGACUAUAAGGGUGGUCGACCUCAACAACCAUCCGCCAACAUUUUAUGGAGAAAGCGGUCCCCAGAACAGAUUUGAACUGACCAUGUACGAGCAUCCCCCAGAGGGUGAAAUCUUGAGAGGGCUGAAGAUUACUGUCAAUGAUUCAGAUCAGGGAGCCAACGCUAAAUUCAACCUCCGUCUUGUCGGACCCGGUGGCAUUUUUCGAGUUGUUCCCCAGACGGUCCUGAAUGAGGCUCAGGUUACAAUAAUAGUGGAAAAUUCUGCUGCUAUUGACUAUGAAAAAUUCAAGGUCUUAACCUUUAAGCUUCUUGCAAUAGAGGUGAACACACCAGAGAAAUUCAGCUCAACGGCUGAUGUAGCGAUACGCCUGCUGGAUACCAAUGACAAUGUCCCAAAGUUCUCCUCUGAUUACUACAUUGCCAGGAUCCCCGAGAACUCUCCAGGGGGCUCAAAUGUAGUUGCUGUAACUGCUACAGAUCCAGACUCUGGGCUUUGGGGAGAAGUCAAGUACUCUAUCUAUGGAACGGGAGCAGAUCUGUUCCUAAUCCACCCAUCGACAGGUAUAAUCUACACCCAACCCUGGGCUGUAUUAGAUGCUGAAGUGAACUCAAAGUAUAAUUUCUACGUGAAAGCAGAGGACACAGAUGGGAAAUACAGCUUGGCUGAAGUGUUUAUCACUGUGCUAGAUGUCAAUGACCACUCUCCAGAAUUCAAUGAAAACAUCCAGGAAAAGACGAUGAUCAUCGGGUCACCAGUGAAGAUAGAGGCUAUAGAUCAAGAUGCAGAAGAACCAAACAACAUUGUGGAUUAUUCCAUCAUGCAAGCAGAUCCAGCCAAUGUGUUUGAUAUAGACCAAAGCACGGGGGAAAUCAAGCUGAAGUCCUAUAUCCGUUCCCUGGACAUCAUCCACAACAUUACAAAGAACAAAGACUGCAUAUGGUCAUUGGUGGUGCAGGCCAAAGACCGAGGCUCCCCAUCCUUCAGUACCACAGCAGUUCUGAAGAUUGAUAUCACGGAGGAGACUCUUCACAAAGGGCCUAUGGCCGCCUUUUUGAUGCAAACUAAAGAUAACCCCAUGAAAGCCUUAGGAGUGCUAGCUGGUGUCAUGGGCAUAAUGGUGCUGAUAACUAUCAUGAUCUCUACUGCCAUGUUCUGGCGCAAUAAGCGGUCCAACAAAAUCAUGCCGGUAAGAAGGAUCAUAAAAAAGAGACAGACCCAGCCGUCCCGCACGGUGAGGAUGGAGUGGCUGAAGUUCAAGAGGCCUAGUAAUGCUGCGGAGAAGUUUGUCGUUGAGGACGAUGCCAAGAGCCUGCAGAACGAGAACAGCAACAACAACGUCCAGGCAGCCCCUGUGCCCCCAGCCGCUCCCUUGCCCCCGCCGCCCCCCGCCCUGGCCGCCAGUGGGAACACCGCAGUGUGGCGGGUGCCAACUGUGUCCGGCUCCCUCACUCCCAAGUUCAUCAACAAGCAGCUGAAGAAGAGAGGUCAUAGCAGUGCACACAACGCCCUGGUGUCAGAGCUCAAAAUGAAGUUUGAGAAGAGAAAUGCAGCUAUGGGUGAGCCACACAUCUAGGCCACGUCUAGGUGCUCUUGGCAGCCCCGGAGACUGUGGGUUGCAGCUGCACAUGGGUAUGUUAUAUGCCGUGGUCUUCCCCCUGUCUGUCAAUACCCGUGAACUGAGAGCAGCUUCUCGCUGUGAUAGCCAUCCCUCACCUUCCAGAAAUAUUAUGUGCUGUGGAGUCGCCCCACCUGUAUCAAAUGUUGUGAUCUGUUCCCAGUUAGGACUGCAGUUCCUUCAUCCCAUAUCCCAGAGCUUGUUCCACCCUGCAGCUGUCUAACCAGGGAGCUCCGUAUGCUCUUGCGCCAACCAGAGCCUCCCAAAGUGAGCAGGUCUUUGGGCUGCCCCUGUUCCAGAGACCCUUAGUCAGCACUCUGCAGAUGUCACUUCUAAUCAGGUCUGGUAGGUGGAGCUGAGGCGUUCAAAAACCCUUCACUUCAAAACCCAUAACCAGUUCAGAAGGCAUUGUUCUGGCUGUGGCACCAGGGGCAGUGUGCAGGUCUCCUUCUGCACCAGCUCACAAAACGCUGAGAGCAAGUUGUGUGCAGGUGAGACCUGUCUUCAGGCGUGAUGUGCAGUGCAGCAGCUGGUGGAAUAAUGUGCUAAUGGCGACAGCACCCUUCAUCCUGUGUGCAGGCUUGGAAAAGUUCUUUGUUUUCCUGCAGAUUAUGCUGGGUUUUGCCAGAGCACAUUGGCAUGAUCCCUCCGCCCCAAGAUUGUCAGCUAACCUGAGGAUGGGAGGACAGCUGGGGCAGGAUACAAGCACAAGAAUUCAGUAGUAGUGCUCACCUGAUACAGCCUCCUUCUGAUCACAUACCCAAAUGAGAGGCAAGCCGGCAGGAGAAGGACGUGAUUAAAGCAGUGGGGAAAAUAAGGUAAAACCAAAAGAAAAAUGAUAUCAGAAAAAUAGAAACAAAGUGCUGGAAAGUCAUACAUAUCGGUCAGGGAAAGAUAAUUUGGUUCUAUAUAAUGCUAGCAGGGGGCUUGGAGAACAGAUUUCAUCAUCCCUACCAGCUUGCUCCAGGGACUGGAGAGUGUAACAGGAGGUUCCAUAAAACAUUCUGGUUUGUACUAGCAGCAUUUUGCCUGAAUAAUGCAACAGAUAACUGGAAAGACUUUUUUUUUUUUU